CACGCAGCUACCAGUUAUGAGACUCGGUUGUGCUAAGCAAUUAAUUCUCAGUAACUUUAAUUAAAACCAUUCCUGCCUCACUUGAACCUUGCGAUUUCUAAUAACCCUCUUACCUGUUGUGCCACUUGUUGCAAGCUACUAACAAAAUUAAACACUUCCUGUGCUGGUGUCAUUGAUCAACAUGACACACAAUUUUGAAUUGAAAAAUAAUGUAUAAACCUCCCCAAAACUCCAACAGAGUGAAAUCUAUAAGGAAUAAAUUUGAAAACAUAGAAAAUAAAACCAAGUCUCCAGAGAGGAACGUCACAAAAAAUGGACAUAGGAAUAACUUAAAUAAUUCGCCUAAAAAGACUGAGAAGCUCUCUGAAAACACGGAUCCCAGUGGAAAACAUGCUUUACAACGACAGUACAGUGAUCCUCUGAAGAGGAAUAUUAAAAGGACUCCAGCUUUUAGGGUGGACAAAAACAUGGAGAAAAACAAUGGUUUCCAAAGAAAUUGCUUUAACCGAAAUACUCUAUUCGAAAGUAAAGUCAAACAAUUUAGUGCCGUAAAAUCCAACUGUGAUAAUAACAGCAAUAUAAUGAACAGUAAAAAGAGUGAUUUAAAUAAAAAUAGUAACUUAAAAUCUGUGGCUAAAUGUUCAAGGAAUGUAAAUUCAAAACCUGCACCGAUAUUAUACAAAUCUAAAAGCUCGCACGAAUUUCAAUAUAUUCGUAGUAAAUUUGACCGUGGCAUUACAAACAAUAUAAAUAAAAAUAGUAACAAUUUUAAAGACAAUGAUGACAGUGAAAGCAACUUUGCUUCAAAUGAAUGUUUAAAGGGAAUCGACUUAUCUUUGCUUUACACGGAACCAGUUCCUAAGUCAUUACGAUCUAAGAAUAUUAACGAAAAAGUAAUAAACAGUGAAAAAUCCGACGAUGUCUAUACAACAAACACUUUAAAACUCAGUGAUAAAACCCCAUUGACUGAAACCGUAGAUGAAAUCUUAAAAUCGCCCAUUGACGAACCCAUUACGGAUAGCUUAACAGAUACUCUAAAAACAGCAUUGAAGAAACCUCUUCCCAGUGGUCCAGCUCCUAAGAAGCCUCCAAGAACUUUCCAGCAUUCGAACAGCGAGGAUGGUACAAACAAUAUAGAAAAAAAUAUUUCAUUCCUGCAUCUUACCAAAGAAGUCGAACAAAAAUUAAACAUUAAACCGAAACAUACACCUAGAAAAGCCGAUCCAAAAUAUAUGCUGAAUAAACUGGAAAACGCUCUGAGAAACAAUAGACUUCGAGCAAAGAGACAGGCUAAAAUCGACAUAUCGACCACAUCCGGAGAAGACAGUGACGACAGCCUCUUGUUUAGGAGCAAAACGGAUAAUAAACCAAAUCGUACCUUACCCCGAUUGCCAAGUCACACAAACGACCUCGGCGAUAACAGUGCAUUUAACCUUAACUGCUUGAACGGACUAGGCUGUGCUAACUCCAAUUACGAAAAGAUUAAAGAACCAAACUCGUCUUUUUUUGUUGGCAGAGCAGAUGAGGAACCGGUGUACGCGGAACCGUACCAUUACAGGAAGGACUCCUCGGGUCCUGUUAGGAAGCGGGAAGGAUCAGAAACUAGCAGAGAUUCUAGGAAUAGUCUGUAUUAUAUGAGCACGCCCGUGUUAGGUGAGGGAGAAAAAGUCGGAAACAUGAACGGUUCUUGCGGCAGACAGGACGACGACAAGGCUGUAGAUCUGAAAUUAAGCGGCAGUUUGAAUAGACAGAUAUCUGCUGAAAAUUCCUCCCUCUCCUCCUUCACUUCGGAUUUGGAUUCCACCCCAUCCCCCAUGGAAGAACCAGCGAGAAUAAAGAACCUAAUAGAAUGCUUCGAGUCCAGAUCUCAACAACCGGAGAACAUUUAUGGCCAUAUCGAUAGUACAAACCGAGUGGAGAACCUAAAGAAUUGCCUUCAGAAAACGCUGGAUCGAAGUUUCACGUGUGAUAGUGCCAUAAAGGACUCGGAUUCCGAUAAAAAUGACAAUGAGAAUAAGGUGGCGGACAUCAUCACAAAAUUCCAGACAUACAUCAAGAGCAUGCCAAAGUAUUGCAAGCCUAAAGUGCAUAAGGAUACCUUGUUUUACUGUUGUUUGAUCAUUGAGAAAGUUAAGGAUGUGGCGCAGAUAAAACUCAAGUACCCUUCUUGUGUUGACGUUCCCCAUAACAUCGAAGACUUAUGCUUCCCAGAAAGCGACAGCGUUCCGCUAGACUGCACCAACAGCGCGCAAGCCUAUUCCCUUCUAAUUACGAAUGACAAAGGCGAACGGAUGUUCGGCUACUGCCGCAGAGUUCUCCCCGAGGGUUCCACACACUGCCUCCCCUUAGCGUACUGCAUCUUGAGCAAAUACCGUGCCCCGAGAUUCUACAAGAAAAUCCUCACCGAACUCGAGACGAGACACGGCAUAAAGAACAAAUUUAGAGACGAACUCAUCGGCCAGUUUUACAAACAGAAGUUCCCGAAGCCGGGGGAGUCGAUAAAGAUAGACUUGACCAACGUAGAACCCAAGAUGGGUAAGACUGACAACAAGGAGAAUCUCGAGGAGUCCGUCGACCUUGUCAGUUACGUGCACAUAAAUAAAUGCGGCGAGUACGGGACCAUUAAUAAAAUAGCGAAGAAGAACACGGAAAAAGUGGAUCAGAUUUAUAUCAGCGAACGUGAUAUAAAGAAUCCUUGCGCGAUACCCACUUACAUAGUCGAGGAUGGGGGUAAAACGGAGUUGGUUAUGACGUUGCAUCCGGAUUCUAGGUACGAAGACUCGGAUUUGAAGAAACUUCACAAAUUGCCCCCGGAUAUUUUGAUGAAGAUAUUCUCUUCGCUGCUUCUGGAGAGGAAAGUCAUACUUAUCAGUUCUAAGAUAAGUAAAUUAUCCUCCUGCGUGGACUCCCUUCAAAGUAUUCUGUACCCCUUCACGUGGCACCACACCUUCAUACCGAUAUUACCCGAAGCGUUGUGGGACAUCGUCGAAAGCCCGACCCCAGUGAUAUGCGGAGUUCUCUCGACUGACGUAGUCAAUCAUCACAAAGUUGAAAACGGCAUAGUGGUAGAUAUAGACAGCAGCACAGUAUUAGUGGAAGAAGGGGACGAAAACAAAAUCCUCAGUGGCAGCAUGCAAAAGGUGUGGAAACGGAGCAUAGCGUUGGCCAAUAAAGCCGCCGCCUCGAUGGACUACGUCCAUUCCGUGUAUUUAAGCGAUGCUUAUCUGCAAGUUUUCAUAUUAUGUUUCAAAAACUACAAGAAAUAUAUAGUGAACGGUAACUUCCAGAAAGAAGAGUUCCUUAAAAAUGGCAAAACUAAAGGGAUCCGAAGGUUUCUAAAAAUGUUUACUGAAACCUACAUGUUCUUGGCCUUUUUAGACUCCGUCCUGCAAAAUCCCGAGAACCUCCUAGAGUUUGAUAAAAAAAUUCAAAUGUAUGGAUCUGAAGACUCGAGCGUUAUAUUAGAUAAGUUGUUGGAGUGGAAUAGGUAGUUUCUCGUUUCUGUAAGGAUAGUUCUGUAAAUAUGUUACAAGCAGCUUUGUUAUGUUAAGUAUUAUAAAUAUGUAAGAUAUUUUUAUACAGAUAUUAAACGUUACUUUUUUAAAA
Anoplophora glabripennis (Asian longhorned beetle) is the source of this 3606-nucleotide messenger RNA. RefSeq names its product DENN domain-containing protein 2A. Bases 210 to 3491 code for a protein of 1093 amino acids. The record is from RefSeq and is a predicted model, not a curated record. Lineage: Eukaryota; Metazoa; Arthropoda; Insecta; Coleoptera; Cerambycidae. The transcript has 9 exons.